Phytomonas sp. EM1 is the source of this 246-nucleotide messenger RNA. The record is from the annotation of a GenBank genome assembly. Lineage: Eukaryota; Euglenozoa; Kinetoplastea; Trypanosomatida; Trypanosomatidae.
AUGAAUGAAACUUGUGACACACGCUUGGCCCUGUUUUUUGCAUAUCGAAUUGCUUGUAUCCUGGUAGGAGAUCAGUAUCCGUCUCCGCUGAGCGUCAUCUUGCGCAGGUUGAUAUGGUUUCGGCUAAGACAAGCGCAACGUAAGCGGACGGAGUCAUACUUUGCACGCGGUGAGACGGUCACUCCGUGUGAGAAAAUAACUCGCAUGCGUGGAUGGACAGGUAGUGGUGAUGCUCCUAGGGGCUAA